AUGACCACACGAAACCUCAAUCAGACUUGGAGAGAGGUUGUCUUCCAGCAAUACGCCUCGGACCAUGCCGCCGAUGUCCCCUUCCCUGUUCGCUACCUCAUCAACGCUGAUCAGUGGCAUACGGAUAUCUGGAUAAGAAUCCCCGAGAAGAUUGACGUAUCAACCUUUCGCCGGUCGAUACUUAAUUUUGUCGUUGCCAGACGCAAUCAGGACCCCGUUUUCAGCGACAAGUACAUUUCAGUACGGCCGCGUGUGAGUCCAAUCGCUGGCAGCAGUUCGAAUUUAGCGGUGGAAAGGAAGCGUCGAGUUGUAGACAUGGAAAAGCCAACGAACAACAACGAUUCGAGUAUAUCUCGCAACGAAGCUGAGGGUUAG
Molecule: messenger RNA, 375 nt
Organism: Colletotrichum truncatum
Lineage: Eukaryota; Fungi; Ascomycota; Sordariomycetes; Glomerellales; Glomerellaceae
Source: RefSeq, a predicted model, not a curated record